This is a messenger RNA of Nycticebus coucang (slow loris), 3134 nucleotides long. Its product is annotated as ras-related C3 botulinum toxin substrate 1-like. Gene Ontology annotation, biological process: establishment or maintenance of cell polarity; regulation of cell shape; cortical cytoskeleton organization. Bases 1008 to 1586 code for a protein of 192 amino acids. The transcript has a single exon. Gene Ontology annotation, molecular function: GTP binding; GTPase activity; protein kinase binding. NCBI's taxonomy places the organism in Eukaryota, Metazoa, Chordata, Mammalia, Primates, Lorisidae. Gene Ontology annotation, cellular component: plasma membrane; cytoskeleton; cell projection. The record is from RefSeq and is a predicted model, not a curated record.
GAGGAGAGACAGUGUGAGGAACCACUUUCAUCAACCUAUUAUAAUCAAAUGCAUCCUCAUACAGGGCUUUCUUAAUAUGAGGGUUAAAGUGGUGUUUUUCAACCUUUUCUAUCUAUGGUGCACUUGAACCUAUAGUUAAACUUCCACAGCACACUUAAAUUAUAUUUAUCAAAAAUAAAAAAGUUAAACUAUACUUAACUAUGCUUUGAACUUCUUUCGAAAACAAUGUACUCUAUAAAAACUCUGAGGCAUGGCUUGGUGCCCGUAGCACAGUGGUUAUGGCGCCAGCCACAUACACUGCGGGUGGCGGGUUUGAACCUGGCCCAGGCCAGCUAAACAACUCCAACAACAACAAAAAAUAGCCGAGUGUUGUGGCAGGCGCCUGUAGUCCUAGCUACUUGGGAGGCUGAGGCAAGAGAAGAGCUUAAGCCCAAGAGUUGGAGAUUGCUGUGAGCUGUGACCCUACUGCAAUCUACCUAGGGUGACAUAGUGAGACUGUCUCAAAAAAAAAAAAAAAAAAAAAUAAUAAAAGCUCUGAGGCACACAGUUGAAAUCACUGGUCUAAACAGGGAACUGAGCCCUAGCUUACAGAGUGACUGAAAAGUCGCACUAUAUUUCAUCCCAAACUUUUACCUGUUACUUUAUGGGGUGGAGUAUAAAAGCUGUGUAUUUUGCAGAAACAGUAUGUCUCUAAACUGAAGUAACAUUAUCUAAAACUGUUAUAAAACAAAAGUUCAGUUUCACUCUCAAGAAGACUCUCCAGGCAUGACCACAGAUUAUAUCCUGGGUUCCAGUACUGGAGGCUCCCUUGCUUUCUGACAAACUGCACUGGCUGUAUUACGAAUAGGAAAGAAAACCCUCCAGCUCGGCUGGCCUUUGGCUUCCAGUGCGCGGGGCGCGAGGCAGCGUGGACAGCGGCUCCAGCAUCUACCACCUGGCCGUCAGCAGCAGUGCCUUUGCUCACUCCGAGGCCUCCGGCCGCCGCCGCAACCCAGCGAACGGCCCAGAUGCAGGCCAUCAAGUAUGUGGUGGUCAGAGACGGAGCUGUGGGUAAAACUUGCCAACUGAUCAGUUAUACAACCAAUGCAUUUCCUGGAGAAUAUAUCCCUACUGUCUUUGACAAUUAUUCUGCCAAUGUUAUGGCAGAUGGAAAACUGGAGAAUCUGGGCUUAUGGGAUACAGCUGGACAAGAAGAUUAUGACAGAUUACGCCCUCUAUCCUAUCCACAAACAGAUGUAUUCUUAAUUUGUUUUUCCCUUGUGAGUCCUGCAUCAUUUGAAAAUGUCCGUGCAAAGUGGUAUCCAGAAGUGCAACACCAUUGUCCCAAUACUCCCAUCAUCCUUGUGGGAACUAAACUUGAUCUUAGGGAUGAUAAAGACAUGAUUGAGAAGCUGAAAGAGAAGAAGCUGACUCCUAUCACCUAUCCACAGGGUUUAGCCAUGGCUAAAGAGAUUGGUGCUAUAAAAUACCUGGAGUGCUCGGCUUUCACACAGCGGGGCCUCAAGACAGUGUUUGAUGAAGCUAUCCGAGCAGUUCUCUAUCCACCACCGGUCAAGAAGAGGAAUAGAAAAUGCCUGCUGUUGUAAACGUCUGAGUCCCUUGUUUUUGGUCCUGUCCCUUGGAACCUUUGCACGCUUUGCUCAAAAAAUGGUGGAGCCUUUGCACUGAAUGCCAAGUUUUUGUUACAGAUUAAUUUUUCCAUAAAACCAUUUUGAACCAAUCAGUAAUUUUAAAGUUUUGUUUGUUCUAAAUGUAAGAGUUUAGACUCACAUUUUAUUAAAAUUUAGCCCUAAAAUAGCAAGCCUUCUUAAAGACUUAUUUUUUGUAAAGCCCUUGUUCUUGCUCAGAAUAAGAGUUGCCAAAAUACCUUCUGAACUAAGUUGCAUUGUUGCACUAUGAACACUAAGCACUAAACUGUUUAAAGACCUUUGUCUUUAAGAAGACUGAAAUUAAAAAAAAAAAAAGAAGACUGAAAUUAGGAGAUGUAUACACUUUCUAAGUAGUUUUCAGAUAUGUAAAGCAAGUCAGCCUCUUUAAGGAAAUGUUGCCAUUUAAUGCAUCAAUAAUUUAUCAGCCCACAUUCAACACAUAACAUUGUACUGUAUAUCAUAAUGGAAUGGGUAUAACACCUCUUUGGAUCAGUCUUUUUGAUUUCAUAGUGAAUUUUUAAAAAAGAUAGUUGAUCAGCUUUUGCUGAGUUUGAACAGAACUCUUUACUCACGUUUUUCCUCUAAUGAAGUAUUCUGCUCUUAGUUGUGGGUGUGCUGGGUGGAGUGUGUAAAACAUUUAACAUGAUCAAAGGAUGAAGACAGUAUUUUGACAAAAUAAGAAGUAGGGAUUAAUUUACACUACAUUAUACAAGAAAUAAACUGAAUAAAAGUGUCACAGGUACAAAUUUAAAAGGUUAAUUUCUUUUAAAUGCAGAUGAUAAAGUUGGUAUUAUCAGUGUUUUCUUAAGAUUUUCCUGUCUUACACUUGCCAUCCCUCUCAAAAUUGGGCAUUUAAUUCAUCUUUGAACUGAUUAUUCUCUUAGUUGCUUAGUGUUUUUCUAUAGAAUUCCUUGUUAAUGAGCAAUGUGCCUCCUUGUAUUAUAAAUCUUUCUAAUACUGCAUUAGUUUUUUUGUAGAUUAGUAAAACUGCUUUCCUGUUUUCAUGUUAAUCAGAGCUAAUAAGUGCUUUUCUUAGUUUUCUAGUAUCUAGGUGUAAAAAUCAUGUGUUGCAGCUUUAUAGUUUAAAAAAUAUUUUAGAUAUUCUUAAACUUUGAGCCUUCCUAAUGUCAGAUUACUAACUGUCACUUGACUAAACUGCCCCUAUCUACCUCACCCACACGGACACAUGCUUCCUGUAAUUGCUUUGCCUGACAAUGUUACUUGAGUAUGUGAGGCUCUGUAAACUGUGCUAGUGCUAACAACGUUCUGUACAACUUAACUAUGGCAAGAAUACAAUGUUGGACCUUUCAACCACUAGAACAAAAAUUUUUAAAUUGACAGUUGCAGAAUUGUGGAAUGUUUUUACAUUGAUCUUUUGCUAAUUCAAUUAGCACUGUUUUGCAUGUAUGACUUAAUAAAUCCUUGAAUCAUUAAAAAAAAAAAAAACCUCUAGCUCUCUCAGGUCUAACUUUUGUGUUAUUUUCC